ACCCGACGAACGAUGAUGCCGCGGCCUUAUCCUCCAUCCCGUCCUCUUCUGCCGGUUUUAUCAUUAUGGCUCCGACACUCCUUCCGCCUACUCCUUUCGCCGCCCAUCUCUCUACUCGAACCCUUCAGCCGCACGCUGCUACCUCCUCCCUUCACCGUCGUCGGUGCUCUAGUCUCUUCCACCUCCAUUCCUCCUCGGACGCAUCCACUCCAUCAGCAGCCUCCACUGCCCUCCAAUGCCCAUAUUUCCAGUCGUAUGUACCCAGUAGCUUGGCAUGUGGUCGGAGUUCUAGAUGCAGUCUUCUUAUUCGAACAACUGAUUGGUACAAACACACUCGUGGAGCCUCUAUGGACCAUAGUGUUCUCUGUUCAGCUUCAAAAAAACGCGGUUUUGGGCAGUAUGUUACGAAGAAAGAAAAGAAUCCCAAGGAAAGCAAUCAAUCUACAUCUGAGGCAAGAAACUUUGUGUCUCAAGAGCCCAACACAAGAAAUCAGCAGGCACCACAAUUAGCUAGUGGAAGUAGUCGAAAUUUGAACAAUGCAUCGUUUGAUCAAAUUUUUUUGGAGAAGGUGGAAGUAGUGAGAAGGUCUGCAAUGGAGCAGAAAAAAGCUGAGGAGGACAAAAUCUCUCAGGCAAUAGACUAUGAUGGACCUGUUGUGUCGGAAGAGAAUACAAUUGGAUUUGCUACCAAGGUUGGUGUUGGAGUAGCUGUCACUGUUUUCGGUCUGGUUUUUGCAUUUGGGGACUUCCUUCCAUAUGGAAGUGUUAGCCUGAAUGAAGAUGCUGCUACAGUUCAGAAAAAACUUGCAGAAGAGGAGAAGUCAAUUCUUAAGACCAAGCUUGAGGAAUACAAGGAAACACUAAGCAAUUCACCUGAAGAUCUUUCAGCUCUCAAAGGAGCUAUAGUUACUAUGAAAGAUUUAGGAGAAUACCAACAAGCAUCUUCUCUUCUUGAGAAAAUGACGAAGGAAAGGCCCAACAAUGCUGAUGCAUUUCGUUUACUGGGAGAUAUUAAGUUUGAGCUUAAGGAUUAUGAUGGAAGUGUUUCUGCUUACCACAAUUCUUUAUCAGCCUCUGGUAUUGUUGACUUUGAAGUACUUCGUGGGCUCACAAACUCAUUUCUGGCUGCUGGAAAGUCUGAUCAAGCAGUUCAAACCCUUUUGAGCUAUCAAGACAUAUUGAGUGAGAGCGAUUUGGUAGGUUUUGGCACAGAUGUGGAUAACAAGGUUAAAAUGAACAAACAAAGAUUCAAUGUUGAUCCAAUUGAAGUUGACUUGCUUUUGGGAAAAUCUUACUCUGAUUGGGGCCAUGUGAGCGAUGCUGUGGCUGUUUAUGAUCAGCUAAUUUCCAAGCAUCCUGAUGACUUCCGUGGCUAUUUGGCAAAGGGAAUCAUAUUGAAGCAAACUGGUAAUAUUGGAGAUGCAGAAAGAAUGUUCAUACAAGCAAGGUUCUUUGCGCCUGCAAAUGUUAAACCUAUUGUGGAUCGUUACUUGGCAAAGUGAGUUGCCAAUUUGGUGGAAGGUUAGCUUGACUAAUUUUUGUUGCUACUGGGGCGAACCUUUGCUAAUUGGAUAUGCCUGUCCUCUUCCUUGAUCUUAUGCAGCAAAUCUCUCCUUGUAAUGGUGUAAAUUAUGUACCUUUUGAGUGCUCAGUUUGUUGAGCUUAAGCUAUGUAAAUUGUGAUCUACCUUGAUGUAUUUAGUCUAUAGUACAUUUUCUCUA
Molecule: messenger RNA, 1721 nt
Organism: Zingiber officinale
Lineage: Eukaryota; Viridiplantae; Streptophyta; Magnoliopsida; Zingiberales; Zingiberaceae
Exons: 16
Coding region: 66-1502 (478 amino acids)
Molecular function (GO): protein binding
Source: RefSeq, a predicted model, not a curated record